Messenger RNA from Oncorhynchus gorbuscha (pink salmon), 1603 nucleotides. RefSeq names its product sorting nexin-30-like. The transcript is spliced from 9 exons. Gene Ontology annotation, molecular function: protein binding; phosphatidylinositol binding. The record is from RefSeq and is a predicted model, not a curated record. The coding region runs from base 287 to 1603 and encodes 438 amino acids. Lineage: Eukaryota; Metazoa; Chordata; Actinopteri; Salmoniformes; Salmonidae. Gene Ontology annotation, cellular component: cytoplasm.
AUGCAACACAAUUUGAAAGGAUCUGACCAACGAUUGUCACCCGAAUUGACAAAAGUGAUCCACUCGAACGCGCCCUCCGGCUCAAGCGUUGUAUUACUUCCGGUACUGUUAUUGUACUUCCGAGACUGCGCGGUGCGAGUCACCUGACGGUUGUGUGGUUGCAGCCAGCGGGUUCAGCAUUUGAUACACGGGAUUGGAAAUAAUCACAAAACAAACCAUAAUUUCAGGCCAAGAAACGAAGACAUUUUCCGGUAAAUCCGUUGUCGGUUUCCCCCUCGCUUGCACAAUGAGUGCCUGCACCCCUAAAUCUCUGGCUUCGUCUGGACAAAAACCCAUUCAGGAGAUGUGCCAUCCGCUCGGAGCCGAGGAGGCAGUUCUCACACCCAGUCCAGAUGUCAGAAACCUCACUAGCAGCAUUGGAGAGAAGGACCAAAUUCUGACCAAUGGGACGCCGGUGGAGACAUCUAGUCCCUCCUCCUCGUCCUCCCUCCUGAACCGGCUGCAGCUGGAUGACGACCUGGAUGGAGAAACACGUGACCUCUUCGUCACCGUCGACGACCCGAAGAAACACGUCUCCACCAUGGAGACCUACAUCACCUACAGAGUGGUCACUAAGACAACGCGGGUGGAGUUUGACCUACCAGAGUACACCGUGAGGAGACGCUACCAGGACUUUGAUUGGCUCAGGACCAAGUUGGAGGAUAGUCAGCCUACACAUCUCAUACCACCCCUCCCUGAGAAGUUUGUGAUGAAGGGCGUGGUGGACCGGUUCUCUGAGGAGUUUGUUGAGACGAGGAGGAAAGCUCUGGAUAAGUUCCUGAAGAGAGUGGCUGACCAUCCUGUCCUGUCGUUCAACGAACACUUAAACUCCUUCCUCUCUGCCAAGGACCUGAAUAAGAGACAAGGCCUAGCCCUGCUCUCUAAGAUGGGGGAGUCGGUGAAGUACGUGACAGGAGGGUACAAGCUGAGGGGCCGACCCGUGGAGUUUUCUGCUAUGGGAGAUUACCUGGAUAUGUUCACGCAGAAGCUGGGUACUAUCGACAGAAUAGCACAGAGAAUCAUCAAAGAACAGUCUGAGUACCUAGCAGAGCUGAAGGAGUACGGUCCAGUCUACACCACCUGGGCGGCGUCGGAGGUGGAGCUACAGGGGCCUCUGGAGGGCGUGGCCAGCUGCAUGGCUAACUGCUCCAUCGCCCUGGACGAACUCACCCAGGAUAUGAGCGGAGACUUCCUGCCCGUGCUCCGAGAAUAUGUCCUCUAUAUCGAGUCCAUGAAGGCUGUUCUGAAGAAGAGGGACAACGUCCAGGCAGAAUAUGAGGCCAAACGGGAAGCUGCUGCGCUCCGUAAAGAAGAGAGACCAACAGCCAAGGUGCCUACAGACGUGGAGAAGUGCCAGGACAGAGUGGAGUGUUUUAACGCUGACCUGAAGUCAGACUGGGACCAGUGGCAGAACAACAAGACACAAGACUUCAGACAGUUACUCACUGGCAUGGCCGACCACAACAUCCAGUACUAUGAGAAGUGCCUUGCAGCGUGGGAUCUCUGUGUGUUCCAGUUUUUAACAGGACAUCUCCACAGGAGACAGAAAUCAGAGGAAGAUUGA